This is a messenger RNA of Papaver somniferum (opium poppy), 834 nucleotides long. RefSeq lists its product as uncharacterized. NCBI's taxonomy places the organism in Eukaryota, Viridiplantae, Streptophyta, Magnoliopsida, Ranunculales, Papaveraceae. The coding region runs from base 1 to 834 and encodes 277 amino acids. The record is from RefSeq and is a predicted model, not a curated record. The transcript has a single exon.
AUGGAGCAAAGCAGCAGCAGUAGUGAUUUGUUUCAUCAACUGCAUAAGCUACCAUCAUCAGCAUCAGAAGAAACUCUAUCACAUAUUCUCGAAACCCUGUGGAAAACCAGAAAAUCUGGUCUUAGACCAGUCGACAAAUCUUCAAUUCGAUCUCUCCUUUGUCUUCCUUCUCUUCGAGAACUUGAUCCGUUGUUAGCAUGUCUCCGUUCACUUAUCAAAAAAUCAGUACACGAGAACCUAAUUGCAGAUGAUAUACUGAAACUAUUUCCCAUAGACUUGUCCCUCCACCUGCAAACUACUCUUGUUUUGUUACUCCAGAGGUAUCAGAAUCAGUGGAAAGAGGAUGUGUCCAUGGACAGGCAAACGACAGGAGGCGUUCUGUGCCAGGGUAAUGUUGGUACAGCAACCCCUUUGCUCGCACCUUUUUCAGCUGCAGCGGCAGAGAUGUUGUCUCCAUUGUGGUCUCGUCAAGAUGAUGUUCCUGGUUGCUUCAAUCACAGUGAAAUUGUCAGUUGUGCACCUAUUGUUUGCGAUGGUAACAUAUCAAAUGUGGCUGCAUCCGUACCCCCUGAGGAUAUGGGAAUGUUACCUUGCCUCAAAUCGAUGAGUUGGACCAUGGAGAGGCGGAGCUCAGCACCAGGUAAUAGAGCAGCUGUCAUCAGUCUAAAGUUGCAAGAUCGUAAUAAAUCAGGAGAGACUGAAGUGAAGUUUCAAAUUACUAAAGAUACUAUGGAAGCCAUGUUGAGAUCAAUGACCUACAUCAGUGAGCAGCUUGAAAACAUUGCAGCUGGGAAAAUUCCCUCUGAACCAUUGCAGAAGAAGCAACGGCAGUAG